AUGCAAAACGGCAGCCCAGAUGGCCCAUCACGCAACGAUGAAAGCUUAUCCCCUGUACCAACUUCUCCGCCUUUCGAAGAGUCCGUUUUGGGAAAUCCGCCUGAUUCUGUCCCCUCCGAGCUGGACCCUGGCUCGCCGAUUGACGACGAAGCUAUUCAACAGCUAGAUGAACCUCCAUCAAAGAAACGAAGAUUGACCGAAACCACCCCGUCGCGUCGAUCAACUCCCCGUCCGCCUUCGCCGCCAUGGAAAAAAGUGGGUGUCGAGGGGCCAACCUCAUUUGUGGUGGAGGGCCGACGCCGGUCGUCGCGUACGAACGCUGUCCCUCUGGAACAGCAGCCUCAAUCCGCCAAACGCCAAACGCGAGCCGCACAGCAAGUCUACGUGAACAAGAACACUCGUAAGGGCAGUGCGACGAAGCCUGUUACAUCGUCACCUUUGGCUGUGGCCCAGCCGCGCGCCGAAGCCAAUGGAAAGCAAGGUGGCAGGGUUGCUGCUAAUGGAUCACCACGGACGAAUCCAUCGAAAAAUGUGAAUGGUAAGCAGUUGCAAGGAACACAGUCACCGGCUACAAAGUCAAAUAAAACGCGCGCGCGGGCCUCUAUUCCAACCCAUACCCCUCGCACAGGCGCAAACGGCGCGUCUCCUCGUCAUCUACGCGACCGCAGCUCCCUUGCAAACCCGUCUCCCGUCCCAAGCAGCGAUUUGCACGAUGCCGACAUAGAUCAAGAAUUUGAUACAGGGUCCCGGAUCUUACCUCGUAUUCGAAUUAAAGUCAAGAAACCAUCCCUGCCAGUUCGUCAUCCUGGCCAUAUCCCCGCCAAAAAGUUCGCGUCCUUUAAGGAAUGGAUCAAUCAGGAGGAUGCUCCAAAUAUUCUUUCAUCGGAAGAGGCUACAGAAGAAGCGAAGAGGCGUAUCGAGGUUCUGGAUGCUGCUGAGCCUGGUGGUCCUUUGAGUUCAGAGGUCUGCUCUGCAUACAUUACAGAACAACAAGAUGAACCUCCGCCACAGUUCUCACAUCAAGAUCACCUUGUUGCGCAUGCCUUAUAUUUCCAGAAGCUUAUGGACAAGGAGCACAAACGGCAUCGGCAAAUGGCAAAACUUUUUGCCCAAUGGUGCGCUGACGCUUACAGGAAAAGGCAUAAGAACCCCGAGGAUAUUCUUCGCGAGCAACAAGAAGAAAUUCGCGGGAAGCGCAAGCAGCUUGCCAAGGAUCUUCAGAAGAUGUUCGACUUGGCCCGCGCAGAAGUUGACCGCGUACGUCUCGCCCGCUGGGAAGAAGAGCGCAAGGUACUAGACCAGCAAGCAUUGGAUCGUGCUAUCAAGAAAUCGACGAUGCUUUUCGAGAAGCGUCGCGCUGAGAUUCUUGGCGAGGGCGCUAGUGAUGCGCCUGCCACCAGCGAUGAUGAGGUAGAGACCGACGAUUCGUCCAACUCUGAUGCAGCCGACAAUGAAAGCAACAUGUCCACCUCGGAAUCUGAGACCGAUGACGAGGCUAAUCUGGAUGAUGACGCGAAUCUUACAGCCGAGGAACUACGCUUGAAGUAUGCCAAUUUGCCAGCCGAAGAGACACAAGAUCAAAUGUCUAUCGUUUCUGUCUCUGGUGUCGAUAGCGAGGCUCCUCCGGAUGGGACCGAUUCUCAAGCUGUUCUAGGUGAUACGCAGCUAGAUGACGUUGACUCGGUAUUAAUGGAUGGCAGCGAUGAAUCCACUGACAUGGAUGAUGAUGACAUGAGCGAUAGUGAUGAAGGUGACUUUGGCGACGCAGAAGGAUCGGAAGAAGAAUCAGAUGACAGUGAAGCCCCAUCUGGUCUUCUUGGUUUUUUCUCGCGAAACUCAAGGGUUCAAGCUAAAGAAGGCGGCGAGCCUAAUUUGGAAGCUGUUGACGAUGAGGAUGAUGAGAAUGAUGAUGAAUUCACCCCGAAAGCCGCAGAAGUUGCAGAGAGCGAGAUGGCCGAAGACGAUGAGGACAUCGAUGAGGUUUCUUUAGUUCCUGGUGGAUUUGAUGCUAGUGAAGAUGUAUCAGAUGCAGUAACACCCUCUGCGAUCGUGGAAGCCUCUAUUGGUACCCCUGCCGAGGCAGAGGGCACCUCUAUGGUUGAUACUCCCAUGGAAGAUCAAGAAGUGGAGGAGAUGUCUAGCGAAGCCUCGCCUGGGACAUUUGCAACAAAGCCAUCGGAACCAGAGUCUGUCUCUUCAUAUGAACCCGUUGCAGAGCCGACUGCCGACACCGCGACGGAGAAGGCCCUACAGACGAAUAAUAUCCCAGCCUCUGGCCUCAAGACUCCCAUACCCCAUCUGUUACGCGGCACUUUGCGUGAGUACCAACAUUAUGGCUUGGACUGGCUCGCGGGCUUGUACAAUAAUCAUAUCAAUGGCAUUUUGGCAGACGAGAUGGGUCUCGGUAAGACCAUUCAAACUAUUGCUUUACUUGCUCAUCUUGCUGUGGAGCAUGGCGUCUGGGGCCCCCAUCUCGUGAUUGUCCCGACCAGUGUCAUGCUGAAUUGGGAAAUGGAGUUCAAGAAGUGGUGUCCUGGUUUCAAGAUCAUGACCUACUACGGAAAUCAAGAGGAGCGCAAAAACAAACGCCGAGGCUGGACCGACGACAACUCAUGGAACGUGUUAAUUACCUCGUACCAACUUAUCUUGCAAGACCAAACAUCUCUUAAGCGGAGAAACUGGCACUACAUGAUCCUGGACGAGGCUCAUAACAUCAAAAACUUCCGGUCACAAAGGUGGCAGGCUCUUCUGACAUUCCGCACUCGCGCCCGACUUCUUCUGACGGGAACACCGCUCCAGAAUAAUCUGACCGAGUUGUGGUCCCUUCUGUUCUUCCUGAUGCCUUCUGAUGGCGAUGGUACUGGUGUUGAAGGCUUUGCUGACCUGAAGGACUUUUCUGAAUGGUUCCGGCGACCCGUUGAACAGAUCCUCGAGCAUGGAAGAGAGACGAUGGAUGACGAAAUGAAAAAAGUCGUCACGAAACUCCAUACUGUCCUCCGUCCAUAUCUUUUACGUCGCUUAAAAGCAGAUGUCGAGAAGCAAAUGCCUGGCAAGUAUGAGCAUGUUGUCUACUGCCGCCUCUCGAAACGUCAGCGUUUCCUCUACGAUGGCUUCAUGUCGAUGGCCCAAACGAAAGAAACUUUAGCAUCAGGCAACUUCCUCUCAAUCAUUCAUUGUCUCAUGCAACUUCGCAAGGUCUGCAACCACCCCGAUCUUUUUGAAACGAGACCCAUCUCCACCUCUUUCGCUAUGCCACGUUCGGUCGCUACGGAGUACAAUGUGAAGGAAAGUCUCGUCCGGCGAAGACUGCUAUUUGACCACCCCCUCACCAAAGUCGACUUGGACUUCCUGAAUCUGGCCCCCGUGUCCCGAGAGGAUAUCUCGCGACGCCUCGCCGAUGACAGCAUUCGACUCAUGGCAUUUGGCCCCUUCAAGACCCUGCGGGAGCGGCAAUACAACCGAACGAACUGGAAAAUGGACUUUGACGGUUCCACCAUGGGCACAGUCCUAGAAUCGUUAGAGAAUGCCUGCCGCAAGAGAAGAAUGGCCGAGCUGGAACGGUGCCUCUACUUUGAAUCCAAACGUCACGGUCGCCGUCCCAUCUACGGAAGUAGUUUGUUUGAUUUCGUGCGGGCGGGUACUAAAGAGCAUGCCCUCUCUAACGCUCCAUUGCGAAAGAACAAGAUGGCUGAAUGGCUUUCCAGUCGAUCCUCCGUCCUGGCGUCCAUGAUCCUUACCCUCGAAGAGCGAUCUCUCGAAAUGGAUGGUUACGUCCAGAGGUUUGCCUGUGUGACUCCUGCAGUUGUAGCGUCUGGAAUGACGGAGGCUGCGUUGACACCCGUGGAAACCAGACUCCUGACCAACACCGCGAAGGAGCAACCCUAUGAUCCAUUCCACGAAGCGCGAAUGCGGCUGUCCAUUGCCUUCCCCGACAAGCGACUCCUCCAGUACGAUUGUGGUAAACUACAACGGCUCGACAAGCUGCUUCGUGAUUUGAAAGCGGGCGGGCAUCGCGCAUUGAUUUUUACCCAGAUGACAAAAAUGCUGGAUAUUCUAGAGCAAUUCCUCAACAUCCACGGGCACCGCUACCUACGCCUUGACGGAACCACCAAGGUGGAGGCGCGACAGAUGCUCACGGAGCGAUUCAACAGUGACCCCCGCAUUCUAGCCUUCAUUCUCUCGAGUCGAUCGGGUGGUCUGGGUAUCAAUUUGACGGGUGCGGACACGGUCAUUUUCUACGAUCUGGACUGGAACCCGGCCAUGGACAAGCAAUGCCAGGAUCGUUGUCAUCGAAUUGGCCAAACGCGAGAUGUCCACAUCUACCGAUUCGUAUCCGAAUAUACGAUCGAAUCUAAUAUUCUCCGCAAGGCCAAUCAGAAACGAAUGCUCGACGACGUGAUCAUCCAGGAGGGAGAAUUCACCACCGAUUACUUCACCAAACUUGAGGAUCCCGCCGAGCCAGACGAGCGCGACGGGCAUGACGAGGCCAGCGCAGCCAUGGAUCGCGUCCUAGGCAAUCGUGUGGCAAGCGGGUCCCGAGCGUUCGAACAGGCCGAGGACAAGGAGGACAUUGACGCGGCCAAAAAUGCACAGAAGGAGCUCGAACAUGCCGAUGAUGGGGACUUUGAAGAUCGCACGUCGCAUGGCACUCCUGCUCAAGCAGGGACUCCCCUAGACGGCGAUGAAUCAAAAACUCAGUCUGCGGGUAUAGAGACCGCUGAGCCGCAGCCCGGGGAUAUUGACGACUACCUGCUUCGAUUCAUGGAGUGGAACCUACGCGGUGAGCCCUUGGUGCUUCCUCCGGACAAGAGGAAAAAGAGGUCCAAGAAAGGAAAGGAGCAUCAUCUCAAACGCCGCCGUUGA
This is a messenger RNA of Penicillium chermesinum, 4863 nucleotides long. It is a transcript of the gene swr1, whose product is annotated as putative SNF2 family helicase/ATPase (Swr1). NCBI's taxonomy places the organism in Eukaryota, Fungi, Ascomycota, Eurotiomycetes, Eurotiales, Aspergillaceae. Gene Ontology annotation, molecular function: histone binding; ATP-dependent chromatin remodeler activity; ATP binding. The coding region runs from base 1 to 4863 and encodes 1620 amino acids. The transcript has 2 exons. The record is from RefSeq and is a predicted model, not a curated record. Gene Ontology annotation, cellular component: Swr1 complex.